This is a messenger RNA of Aplysia californica (California sea hare), 380 nucleotides long. Its product is annotated as epithelial membrane protein 1. Gene Ontology annotation, cellular component: membrane. The record is from RefSeq and is a predicted model, not a curated record. Lineage: Eukaryota; Metazoa; Mollusca; Gastropoda; Aplysiida; Aplysiidae.
AAUGGGUUGGGGCUGUCCAAGCUUUCGCUAUCUUCGGCUUCGUGGGCAUCAAUGUUGCGUGCCUCCUCAUCGUCCUGUACAUCUUCUGGGACAGCUGCAAGAGCAACAAGGAAGUGGGAAUGGCUGCCUCUAUCAUCUGCUUUGUCACAGCUGGGUGCUGGCUGCUUGCCGUCAUCAUCUUUGGGGCGGAGUUCGAAGACGACCCUAAUGUGAGUGGAUCAGACGACGAGCUUGGAUACUCCUUCGGCCUGGCAAUCGUGGCCCUGCUUUUAGAAGCUAUCGGGGGUGUCCUGUUGCUUUUGGAGGUGCUGAAGGGGUCGAGUGGGACCUCGCCUUCCUCGUGAGAGGGGCAAUUCAAUAAUCGUCUCGGCUAGAGUAAA